AUGAGUAGCCGCCGCCGCCGCCACGCCCGCUCGCCGGCGUCCGCGCCGCUGGACGACGACGACCUCCUCUGCGAGAUCCUGCUCCGCCUUCCCCCGCAGCCCUCCUCCCUCCCUGGCGCCUCCCUCGUCUGCAAGCGCUGGCGCUGCCUCGUCUCCGACCCCGGCUUCUUCCGCCGAUUCCGCCUCCGCCACCGCCGCAACCCUCCCCUCCUCGGCUUCUUCGACAGAUUUGAUAUCCUCUCCUUCCUGCCCACUCUGGAGGCCCCCAAUCGUGUUCCCUGCGAGCGCUUCUCCUUCCAGUGCCCCGACUUCGGCAGCUGCUCCAGCUCCCUUGGAUGCCGCGAUGGCCUCAUGCUCCUCUUCCUCCGUGAGCGUCUCCAGGUCCUGGUGUGGGACCCCGUCACCGGCGACCAGCACCGCAUUGCCAUUCCUGCAGCGUUCGAUGACAAGAAAACCCUGAUCGGCCUGAUCAAUGGGGCGGUUCUUCGUGCUGCCGAAGACGCCCGACACUUCCAGGUGGUCUUGGUAGUCGCAGAUGGCGACGACGAACAACAUAUACGGGCGCUUGCUUGUGUUUACUCGUCAAAGACUGGCUUAUGGGGAAAUCUGAUCUCAACACCGAUUCCAUACCAGCCUUCUGAUAGUUCAUUCCGUGUCCCUACCAUGGUUUAUACAGAUGAUGCUGUGCUGGCUGGAGGUUCCCUUUACUGGAAGCUUGCUGGGAAUAUGACUGGAAUUCUUGCAUUCGAUUUGGAGAAGCAGAGUCUAGCUGUGAUACGGGUGCCAGUGGAUAUGUAUGGCGAGGGAAAGUGCUUCAAGGUUAUGCGGGCCGAGGUUGGUGGGCUGGGUUUCCUUGUUGUUUCGGAAUCUGACUACACUGCCAAGUUAUGGAAGAGGAACACUGAUUGUGAUGGUGUCGCUUCGUGGGAGCUUGGAAGAACUAUUGAACUGGACAAGCUACUUCCCCUGAAAUCGGAGGAGAAAGAGCCCCUUGCAAUACUGGGAUUUGCUGAGCAGAAUAAUGUGAUGUUUCUGUGGACAGUUAUCGGCGUCUUGAUGAUCCAGCUUGAGUCAUUGGAGUUCAAGAAUCUUUAUAAAACCAUGAUCUUUUCUUACUAUCAUCCAUUUGAAAGUGUCUACAGUGCAGGAACAUGUGUUUCUGGUGGACACGACAGGGCUAAGCUAUUGGUCAAUACGUAA
This is a messenger RNA of Triticum turgidum subsp. durum (durum wheat), 1200 nucleotides long. The record is from the annotation of a GenBank genome assembly. Lineage: Eukaryota; Viridiplantae; Streptophyta; Magnoliopsida; Poales; Poaceae.